Parasteatoda tepidariorum (common house spider) is the source of this 1131-nucleotide messenger RNA. RefSeq names its product gamma-interferon-inducible lysosomal thiol reductase. Gene Ontology annotation, molecular function: oxidoreductase activity, acting on a sulfur group of donors, disulfide as acceptor. Lineage: Eukaryota; Metazoa; Arthropoda; Arachnida; Araneae; Theridiidae. The record is from RefSeq and is a predicted model, not a curated record.
CUUCGCGACUGUGUGAAUCUCGAACAUCUGCGCUCUGAAGGGCCCAGUGACGGAGUAGAACAAUAAAGAAAACGGACCGGAAAAAAAGCAGCUUGUUGCCAUUUAUUUAUUUAAAAAAAAGCACGUGUUGAUUACGCCGAUCUCAAUCAGGAUGAUAAAGGUCGUAGAAUGAAUGCAUGAAAAAUAGAAUGGCGGAUUAUCUCAAAUCUUUUUUGAGAUAAUUAAUUUGAUCGAGUGCUUUCAUCCAUUGCAUUCGGUUGAGAACUCGACAGUGGAGCAACCUACAAAAAUCAAUACAAUUCUAGAACUGCUUACUUCGAACAAGAAUGUUUAUUCUUCUUCUGUCAGCUUUUAUUUUCGGGUACCUUCCGAAUUCAGUUCCAGCUCAGGGCACUGAAAUAGUGAAAUUAGCAGUUUACUAUGAAUCAUUGUGUCCAGACAGUGAUGUGUUUGUUCAUGACCAACUCGCACCUGCUUACGAGAAAGUACCUGAUUACUUAGAAGUGGAACUCAUUCCAUAUGGAAAUGCUCGGUGGAGUGGAAAACCAGGCAGUUACAAAUUCUCUUGUCAACAUGGAGAAGAAGAAUGCUAUGGAAACACAGUUCAAGCAUGCUAUACGGCACUCAUAAAUAAUACUGCGGACCAAAUCCAAUUCGUUAAAUGUGCCUUUGACAUUAGAAGACAAAGUCAUGCCGUUGAAAGGUGUAUCAAAGAUCUUGACUUGCGUCGGCAAGUGAAGAAAUGUGUAACAAGCACGAUGGGAAACAAUCUGCUAUACCAGAUGGGCAAGAAAACAGAUUCCCUGAAUCCACCUCAUACCUUCAUUCCUUGGAUUACAAUCAAUGGACGAGGUGGACAAAACUUAAAUGACCUGGCAAAUCACAACUUAAUGAACGUUAUCUGUGAACAACUAUCUGUACAGCCUAAUCAGUGCAAGAAGAGCAAAUGGAAUAUUUUAAAGAAAUUUAGAAAUUACCUUUAAUGGAAGAACUCGUCACCAGCUUUGAAUCUUCGACGUUUCUUAAUUUAUUAAUUGUAUCACAUGUUUAAGAUAAUAACUAUUACUUAUACCAGUGUGCCAUAGAGAAACUCUAACUUUCCCGUAAUAAGUUAAGCUCACGUUUCUAAAA